Blastocystis hominis is the source of this 627-nucleotide messenger RNA. RefSeq lists its product as hypothetical. The transcript is spliced from 2 exons. NCBI's taxonomy places the organism in Eukaryota, Bigyra, Opalinata, Blastocystidae. Gene Ontology annotation, molecular function: phosphatidylglycerophosphatase activity. The record is from RefSeq and is a predicted model, not a curated record. Bases 1 to 627 code for a protein of 208 amino acids.
AUGGAAUGUACCAAAACCGCUCGUCCAGUGAGAUGUAGAGUUCUGGAGUUCGAGGCUUUCUUAAAAUUCUUUUUAGUCGCCAGGAGAAGCGCAAGCUUCUCCCCAUGCUCUCGUUUGCAUCUGUUGCCGAUAUCCCGUUUGCUAGGUAAGACGAGGUGUUUUCGUGUUAUUGGCAGUUUAAAGAAAUGUGGUGUGAAGGCUGUAAUUUUUGAUAAGGAUAAUACGCUCACUCCUCCUUAUUCGUUCGUCAUGAAUAAAAACAUCGAUAGCGCAGUUCGAGAAUGUCAGAAAUUGUUUGGAUAUGAUAAAGUCGUAAUAUUUUCAAAUUCUGCAGGUUCCGAUGAUGACAAGGGUUAUCUCCAUGCAGAGGCGAUCGAGGAAGAGUUGGGCAUCCGAGUCAUUCGCCACAAGCAGAAGAAACCUGAUGGCUUGCUUGAGACCGUUUCUUUGUGGCCAGGCGUUUCAGCGCGCGAAGUAAUGAUGGUUGGCGACCGGUAUCUCACCGAUAUCUAUGGCGGCAAUCUUUACGGCAUGUUGACUGUUUGCGUUGGCAUUUUCACGGAAGAGAACGAUAACAAAGGGGCUAUUUUGGUAUUAUUUUUGGUUAUUUGGUUGUGUAAUGUGUAG